AUGUCAGCCGAGAACCCUUACCCCGAGAUCCAACAUCUUUGCGCUCCUUGCGCAGGGCUGAAUUUCCGGGAGAUCCUCCUCCAUGAUCUGACGAUGCCCGACGACGCUUUUCCAUAUGUCCGCCACCACAAAGGGGUUGAAGAGCUGGUAACAUGCGCGAUCCAGGAAGGCUGCGAAUUGUGCAGGAUUUUCAUGGUUUCAUUUGCUUCGGAACAGAGCUUUAUCUAUGGCACGAUCCGGCCGGAAGAGGAUUGCGAGGAAAGGGUGCGCGAUAUCCUUGAGAAACAGCCGCAUCUUCGCGAGCGUGUACUCAUUGCAGGACCUUACUCCGGAUUUCCUGUUCCCGGUGCGCUUUUUAGCGAAGGUGGAGAAAGUGCCGGGAUCGGGCUGUGGAUCAGUACAGAUCAGUUUGAUAACGGAGAUGAGAACGUAAAGGAGGACAUGGACAAGCAAAACGAAGAAGAGUAUCAAGAAAGCGAUGAGCAAAAAGCACCAAGCCUGGGUAGGAUAGGAAAGACGCCGAUUACAUUUGCCAAAUUCAGCUCGGAGAGAUCCACGACGCUCGGAGACAUGCCUCUUGUUCAAAAUAUUCGACUUCGCCCAAUCUCAAAUGACCCGAAGACACCAGCAUGCAUGAGAACUGCCAGCGAGUGGCUCACGAACUGCCUCCAGAAUCACAAUCAAUGCAGAAAAGACACACCAGCUCAUAGCCAGCUACCAACUAGAGUUCUCGAUGUUGGAGAUGAGACACAAGAGCCAAGACUGGUGGUUACCGGAGAUUCCGUUGGAAACUACGCCGCCUUGAGCUAUUGCUGGGGUGUAGACAAAAACAAGCACUUAACACUGACAGAGGACAACUUGGAGGUAUUCAGAAUUUCAAUACCUUUAUCAUCCCUUCCAAAGACUCUUCUGGAUGCGGUGCUUGUUACGAGGUCUUUGGGACUCCAAUACCUUUGGAUAGACGCGUUAUGCAUAAUCCAAGACUCGGCCGAGGAUUGGACGUACGAGGCUGGGAGCAUGAACGCCGUCUACAACAACGCCAUCGUGGCAAUAUUCGCAACAUCAGCAAAGUCUGCAGACGAUGGGUUUCUGGAAAGGCGUGUACCUGAUCCAUAUCGUUAUCACCUGCCUCGUUCGGCCGUGUGGCCAACCAAUACCAAUCUCGACCGAGACUUGACCGAGACAGAAGCCAACCCAAUAUUCCUUGAGCUCUUCGACGAGAAACCUCUAUACCUCGAUGAAGACAUGCGAGAAGACGACACCUAUCCCUGGAAAACGCGCGGUUGGACAUUGCAAGAGCGUCUGUCGCCGAAGCGUGGUAUAAGCUUCAACAAAACGCAAAUGAUGUGGCAUUGUCUGACGUGCACGGAGCAAGAAUGUGGACACCAUGAGGAUUACAACGUCAGAAGACAAUUUGACUUGGUGGAUCAUAUCAGCGCCGUCGAAGGCUCACUGCUCUUGACUUCAAUAUCUGAGCGUUGGGACACGCUGGUCCGCUUGUCAGAGUCUGUCUUGGCUGUUACUGGAGUAGAACGCUACGAAGAGUUGGCUGUUCAGCUUUGGUUUCGCAUCUUGGAUCAUUACAGCACCAGAACGCUUUCCGACCAUUCUGACAGGUUGCCUGCUGUUGCGGCUCUUGCCAAGACUCUCGAGGAUCGGAUGGGCGGAAGGAACCGCUACCUGGCUGGGUUGUGGGAAAAUGAAAUCGCUUUGGGGUUGGCUUGGACACCUUGCGGCAACGAGAUUGCUCAGUGGUGUAAAAAUGAGGCAGCGAUACGAGCACCAUCGUGGAGUUGGGCGAGUGUUGCCGCCAGCAGCUACAACGGGUACAGGUGCCAUGAAUUUGAUAAAUGGAACAUCCGGAGCGUCAUGAAUCUUGAAGGGAUCGAGAUUGCAAAUGACGAAGAACGCUUCCUCCCGCGAAGUACUUUUGCACUCAGAAUACGUGCGCCGGCGAAAAGACUGUCAGAUAGUUGGGCAUCGACGGAAAACACGACAGACGUGGAUGAGCAAGAUUUGGCACAAGCUACCCUGGAGAGGAUUUUGCGAAGGAGACUCGUACCCAACAGACAGGGCUCCUCCGAUGAUAUCAUAAAAGAGCCCAGGAGCUCGGAGUAUGUCCAAAAGCAUGAACCACAUGUCGGUCAACGUUUCCUUGCCAUGAAGUAUCUCGAGAGGACAGGAAUAGGCGGGGUACACUUUUUCUACCGACCUGGCCCUAUAGAGUCGUUUUUCCUUAUUCUAGAAAGUGUUUCCGACGGCGAGAAUCGGUAUCGGCGGGUAGCAGACGUGAUGUUGGCGGACCAGGCGUGGUCUGAUGAGGGUGUCGUUGAGAAGGAUCUAUUGGACAAGAUAAAAGAACAGAGAUGGCCGCGGCAGGAGAUAGAGCUGGUUUAG
Messenger RNA from Diplodia corticola, 2397 nucleotides. Its product is annotated as heterokaryon incompatibility protein. The transcript has 2 exons. The coding region runs from base 1 to 2397 and encodes 798 amino acids. Lineage: Eukaryota; Fungi; Ascomycota; Dothideomycetes; Botryosphaeriales; Botryosphaeriaceae. The record is from RefSeq and is a predicted model, not a curated record.